Molecule: messenger RNA, 1146 nt
Organism: Racocetra persica
Lineage: Eukaryota; Fungi; Glomeromycota; Glomeromycetes; Diversisporales; Gigasporaceae
Source: the annotation of a GenBank genome assembly
AUGUCGGCAUAUACGGAGGAAGUUUUAAUUUCAAAACUUAACAAACUUGUUGACACGCAAGAAUCUAUUUCUUUGCUCUCACAGUGGUUUAUGUAUCAUCGGCGGCAUGUUGCGACUAGUGUGGAUAUAUGGAAUCGUGAACUUCGAAAGGCAUCAUCUGCACGGAAACUUUCAUUUAUAUACCUUUGUAAUGACGUUUGUCAAAAUAGCCGACGAAAAGGUUUAGAAUUUACUCAAGAAUUCAAAAAAGUUCUUCCAGAUGCCAUGGAACACACCUAUCGCCAUGCUACUGCUGAUGUUCAAGGUAUUAUAAGGCGUGUUGUCAACAUAUGGGAUGAAAGAGAAGUAUUUGACAAAGAUUUCCUAGACGAGUUGCGAAAGCGUUUCACAGGUCAAAAAACUCUUAAAUCAGAACAACGACUGAUACAAUCAGUACAUACCGCGCCAUCACAGCCAUGCCGCCCGGACAUUGCAAAGUUAAUGACUGCAACACAAUCUAUUUCAGAAUCAGAAUCAAUUGUGCAUGAAUAUGGAAAUAAAGUUGCGAAAAUUUGGUCUGAAGUAAUGGAAGCGGAAGAAAAACCGAGUCCAUCCAUACUUUCACAACAACUUGAUCAUCUUCUUCGCGUGCUUACUGAACAUCAAAAUCUUGUCUCGAAAAGUAUUACAAAUCGAACUCAACUAAUCAAUCAAAUGAAAGAGAUAAUAGCACAAGAAGAAAUGAGAUUAAGGCUAGAUAAUAAAAGCCUACUGGAUACUCAAUCUAAAAUCAAUGAAACUAAGGAAUGCAUAGAACAGUUAAAAUCAAUAAGUAUUUUUCGUUAUGAUGCGGUUGCUGAUAGAAAUAAAAAUAAACAUAAUGGUGAGUCUCGAUUUGAACAAAACGAAGUGGAUUCUCAAGGAAGUACUUCGUCUACCUACGAUCCUUCGAUUCAUUUGACUUUGCCGCCAUCAUCAUUUACCUCAGGAUCAAUGUUACCCUCAGAAACUCAAUUAUUUGGAGAUUCGUUUUCUCUUAUGAACGACCAAUUGCAGGUUCCUUAUCAAAGUACGUCCAUUUCUUCUUCUAUAUCGAAUUCACCGGCUCCUUCCAGCAAUAGUGAUGAGUACAGUGAUCCUUUAGUAUCUACGGACCAUAGAGGAUGA